AUUUAGGAAGCCAGAACAUAGGCGCAAUUUUUAUCGAACUGGAGUCGCGGGAAAAAAGAGAAGAGGGUUUUUGAAGAUCUCGCGAGAUCGAGUGAGCGAGGCUAGCCAGAGUUAGGCGGUCUCUCGCGAUAGAUACAGGGAGAUUUUAGCAGGUGGGAGGGAAGGGUGGUGAGGACUCUCGCGAGACUUGAAGGUACCGCGGCGGCGGCCAGAGGGAGGAAAAGAGGUUUGUAAAUUCCGUAGCUGUGGGAUCUCGGGCACUAGAGGGGAAACGACUUAGUAGUCUUCUGGAGCUUCCGUGCUCCUUCCAUCUCCACAGGCACUUCCUCCACCUCUAAACCUUCUUUUAACUGGUCUUUUAGGACCGGAAGUCUUUCAUCUUGAGCGUCCUAUGUUGGAAGCGGCCUGACUUUCUUUGCCGGAAACCCUUUUCCAGGGGAUGGGAAGACGGCCCACCUGGCCGGAAGUCCCACCUCCUUGAGCUCCCCCACCCUUCCAGAAGUUUUUCUGUCACCUGUGCUUGCCUCCGUUCUCUUUCUCCGUUUUAUUCGUAUACCAGAGAAGGAUAUAGUUAGUGUCUCCCUCCCAGCUCCACUAAACGGGUUGGAUAUCUCACUCCCCGAGUCGGGGGUCCUUCCCCGCGCCCCCAUGUAGCUGGGAGGUGGGACCUGGGGGUAUUUAGACCCCUGGGAUCCUGGAGGAGGACCAGAGAGGGCACGGAAUUCGGCUUCUGCUCCUGCUGCCAGGAAGCGGCCUCCUGCGCCUCUCUGGUCUCGCUGCCAUGCACCCUGCGGCCUUCCCGCUUCCUGUGGUUGUGGCCACUGUGCUGUGGGGAGCGGCCCCUAGCCGGGGGCUCAUUCGAGCGAUCUCGGACCACAAUGCCAGCAUGGAUUUUGCAGACCUUCCAGCUCUCUUUGGGGCUGCCUUGAGCCAGGAGGGACUUCAGGGCUUCCUUGUGGAGGCUCACCCAGACAAUGCCUGCAGCCCCAUUGCCCCACCACCCCCAGCCCCGGUCAACGGGUCAGUCUUUAUUGCACUGCUUCGAAGAUUCGACUGCAACUUUGACCUCAAGGUUGCUGAAUGUGGAGUGGGAGCCGGGAGAUUGAGGGUCCUUAAUGCGCAGAAGGCUGGGUAUGGUGCCGCUGUAGUACACAACGUGAACUCCAAUGAACUUCUGAACAUGGUGUGGAACAGUGAGGAAAUACAGCAGCAGAUCUGGAUCCCGUCUGUGUUUAUUGGGGAGAGGAGCUCCGAGUACCUGCGUGCCCUCUUUGUCUACGAGAAAGGGGCUCGGGUGCUCCUGGUCCCAGACAAUAGCUUCCCCUUGGGCUAUUACCUCAUCCCUUUCACAGGGAUUGUGGGACUGCUGGUUUUGGCCAUGGGCGUAGUGAUGAUAGUUCGUUGUGUCCAGCACCGGAAACGGCUCCAGCGGAAUCGACUGACCAAAGAGCAACUGAAACAGAUUCCUACACAUGACUAUCAGAAGGGAGACCAGUAUGAUGUCUGUGCCAUCUGCCUGGAUGAAUAUGAGGAUGGGGACAAGCUGAGGGUCCUCCCCUGUGCUCAUGCUUAUCACAGCCGCUGUGUGGACCCCUGGCUCACUCAGACCCGGAAGACCUGCCCCAUCUGUAAGCAGCCUGUUCACCGGGGUCCUGGGGAUGAGGAGCAGGAGGAAGAAACCCAGGGUCAAGAGGGUGAUGAGGAAGGGGAGCCAAGGGAUCACCCUGCCUCAGAACGGACCCCACUGCUGGCCUCCAGCCCGACAUUUCCCACCUCCUUUGGCUCCCUAGCCCCAGCCCCCCUGGCUUUUCCUGGGCCUUCAGCAGACCCCUCACCCUCUGCCUCCUCUUCAGCUGUCAUCCUGGUCUAACACUCAUUUUCCCGCCUCCCCCUCCUCUGGUGACCUAUUUGCACAGCCCCACUUCCUCUCUCCAGGCUUCUGUGUGGAGAUAGGAGACAUUUCCACCCCAGUUCUCGCCCUUACCCAACUCCAUCCUUUUGAGGGGGUUGGUGCAGAGGGAUGGGGGUCUUCACUUACUGGGUUAAUAAAAUUGUUUUUGUGGA
This is a messenger RNA of Camelus dromedarius (Arabian camel), 2064 nucleotides long. RefSeq names its product ring finger protein 167 (gene RNF167). NCBI's taxonomy places the organism in Eukaryota, Metazoa, Chordata, Mammalia, Artiodactyla, Camelidae. The record is from RefSeq and is a predicted model, not a curated record. The transcript has 9 exons. Gene Ontology annotation, molecular function: zinc ion binding. Bases 782 to 1870 code for a protein of 362 amino acids.